Molecule: messenger RNA, 1909 nt
Organism: Chrysemys picta bellii (western painted turtle)
Lineage: Eukaryota; Metazoa; Chordata; Testudines; Emydidae
Source: RefSeq, a predicted model, not a curated record
AUGGCCUGGACGCCCGAGAGCCGCAAGGGCCGAGCCCUGAGCGCCAGCAGCUGGGACCCCCCCGCCUGGAGGCGAUUCCAGCACCGGGCUGGGAGUUACAGGGGGGCUCUCUCACGCAGGUACAACGCCUACCGCACGCCCGGCUUCCCACAGUUCCGCACCCAGUACAUCCGGCGGCGCAGCCAGCUGCUGCGGGAGAACGCCAAGGCCGGGCACGACCCCGGCGCCCGCAAGCUGUACCUGCGGCUGCGCGCCCAGCUCCUGGCGCAGCGCUACGGUCCCCUCUCCGAGCAGAGCAGCUUCCGCGCCUACAGCAACAGCAUCGUCCGCAGCAGCCGCACCACCCUGGACCGCAUGGAGGACUUUGAGGAUGAUGCCCGGGCGUUGGGGGCCCGUGGCCAUCGCCGCUCAGUCAGCCGCGGCUCCUACCAGCUGCAGGCGCAGAUGAACCGUGCGGCAUACGACGAGCGAUCCCCCGGCAGCGUAGUGCCCACGUCGGUGGCGGAGGCCAGCCGGGCCAUGGCCGGGGACACGACGCUGAGCGAGAACUAUGCCUUCGCCGGCAUGUACCACGUCUUCGACCAGCACGUCGACGAGGCCGUGCCCAAGGUGCAGUUCGCCAAUGACGACAAGCAUCUGCUGGCUUGCUGCUCGCUGGACGGCACCAUCUCGGUGUGCCAGCUGGCGCCCGCCCCGCCCGCCGUGCUGCGGGUGCUGCGGGGCCACAGUCGCGGCGUCUCCGACUUCGCCUGGUCCCUGUCCAACGACGUGCUGGUCUCCACCUCGCUGGACGCCACCAUGCGCAUCUGGGCCGCCGGCGAGGGCAAGUGCAUCCGCCAGAUCCCCGACCCCGACGGCGCCGAGCUGCUCUGCUGCGUCUUCCAGCCCAUGAACAACAACCUCACCGUGGUGGGGAACGGGAAGCACAACCUGCACGUGGUGAACAUCUCGACGGGGAAGAAGGUGAAGGGCGGGUCGAGCAAGCUGACGGGCCGGGUGCUGGCGCUCUCCUUCGACGCCCCCGGCCGCCUGCUCUGGGCCGGCGACGACCGCGGCAGCGUCUUCUCCUUCCUCUUCGACAUGGCCACGGGGAAGCUGACCAAGGCCAAGCGGCUGGUGGUGCAGGAGGGCAGCUCCAUCACCAGCAUCUCGGCCCGCUCCUGGGUCAGCCGGGAGGCCCGCGACCCCUCGCUGCUCAUCAACGCCUGCCUCAACAAGCUGCUCCUCUACCGGGUGGUGGACAACGAGGGGACCCUGCAGCUGAAGAGGAGUUUCCAGAUCCAGCAGGACUCCCACCCCGUGCGCAGCAUCUUCUGCCCCCUCAUGUCCUUCCGCCAGGGGGCCUGCGUGGUGACGGGCAGCGAGGACAUGUGCGUCUACUUCUUCGACGUGGAGCGCGCCAGCCGGGCCAUCGUGAACAAGCUGCAGGGGCACAGCGCCGCCGUGCUGGGCGUCAGCUUCAACUGCGACGAGAGCCUGCUGGCCUCCAGCGACGCCAAGGGCAUGGUCAUCGUCUGGCGCCGCGAGCAGAAAUAGGGGCCCCGGACCCACCACCCCGCUCCCCCCAGAGCCGGGUGCCCUCUGGGGGGAGCCCUCUGACCCCAUGUAACCCUUUGUGGUCCUUGCCCCCCCCUGCCCCCCUGUCGUGUCUUCUCCCUUGGGGUGGGGCCCCCCUGUGCUUCGCCCGCUUCCUCCCUCCUCCUGCGAGCCAGGACGCCUGGGUUCUCUUGCUGGCUCAGGCUGCUGGUGUGACUGGGGCAGGUCCCAGAGCUGCUGGCCCCCCUGCUGGUAAGGGGUUACAUUAUUUCCCCGGGGUGGGGCAGGCCACCAUUGCUGCCAUGUGUGGGCAGGUUGACCUACAGUCCUGCUUGAUGCUGCUGGCUCUGGCCAGAACCCGGGGGGGGGGCUC